GGCCAUCAUUCAUGAAUGCGUCUCUAGUCGUAAACGUAGACAACAAACUGAUUUUCAUUGCGCGGUAAAAAAGUGUUUCUUCUAGUAGAAUCCGUUGAUAAUAACCGAUAAUACCGACCCAAGACAGUGUCAGUGUGUUUUGCGCGCGCGCGUCAUCAAUAAAUCACCCGGAUCAAGAUGAAACUGGUGCUGCUAUCGGCGGUGAUUUUGCUGGCAGGAAAUGUUGCAUUGGCCGAGCGCGAGGACCCACUUGAGAUCUUUGCCCAGCUGAAACGUGCCACGAAGCUAUUUUCCGGUGCAUCGGACCUUCUUGCAAGUGGCCAACGUGAAGUGCUGCUGACCGAGGAGAGUUACGUUCAGACGGCGCUCAACGAUGAGGCUGAAUUGCUGAACCAACUGACCGGAAGUGACGUGCAGCGCAACGGCCCACAGUGCGUGGAGUUCAUCCGGACCAACGUGAACUUGCUGAUGAGUCUCGCCGGAAUCGCUUACACCAACUGUCUGAACGAAGUUGACGAAGCCCUGUUCAGCAAACUUUCCGAAACGACCCAGACGCUGUCCCGUGACCAGUACGACCAACUCAAUCUGUUGGCGGUGUUCCGCGGUGAGAACAUCUUUGCCGAUCCCGCCAAAAUCCGCCAAAAGUUGGCCAACUGGCAGCAGACCCGCACCGAGCUAUCCCCCGAAGUGACGACGAGCGCCCUGACGGCCGCCACCUUUGAUGAACUGAAGACCGCGUUCCGCGCGUGCAUGGCCACGGCCCAGUCCCGGUUGGCGGACAAUUUAAACUUUACCGCCCAGCAGGUGCGGGCCAUUUGCGCUAAGCAAGUUUAAUCGAGGGGCGGAGUCCCACGCCAAGUGGGCGGAUCCUAUUGCAAAACGAGAGCGGGCCAAAGUUGAUGAAAUAAAUUAUUCAAAAGUGCUUACGA
This is a messenger RNA of Culex pipiens pallens (northern house mosquito), 929 nucleotides long. RefSeq lists its product as uncharacterized. The transcript has 2 exons. Lineage: Eukaryota; Metazoa; Arthropoda; Insecta; Diptera; Culicidae. The record is from RefSeq and is a predicted model, not a curated record. The coding region runs from base 178 to 834 and encodes 218 amino acids.